Molecule: messenger RNA, 1926 nt
Organism: Besnoitia besnoiti
Lineage: Eukaryota; Apicomplexa; Conoidasida; Eucoccidiorida; Sarcocystidae
Product: splicing factor SF2
Exons: 7
Coding region: 1-1926 (641 amino acids)
Biological process (GO): mRNA splicing, via spliceosome
Cellular component (GO): nuclear speck
Molecular function (GO): RNA binding
Source: RefSeq, a predicted model, not a curated record
AUGUCGCGGCCUUCGCCUUCUCCGCGUCGCGGGCGCUCGAGCAGCGCGCCGCGCCAGGGCAGCAGAAUCUUCGUCGCGAAUCUUCCGCUCGACGUGACUGAAAGCGAAGUCGAAGACCUGUUCUACAAGUUCGGGAAAAUCGAGGAUAUUGAACUUCGGCGCGAUCGCGCGGCAGACUCUACGAUUGCCUUCGUUCAGUUCGCCGACUAUAAAGCUGCAGACGAGGCGAUUGACGGGAGAGACGGCACACGCCUGGGGUUUCAUCGCAUCCGCAUCGAGCGCGCGCGCCAGAGACUUCGACGCUCAGGCGACUUCGGGCGAGAGCGCGGCUGGGGCAGCGGAGGGCGUGACGGCGGCGGAACUGCCUACGGGCCGCCUCGCAGAUCCGAGUUCCGCGUGAACGUCUUCGGCCUUCCCUCGACGGCGAGUUGGCAAGAUCUGAAGGAUCACAUGCGCCGCGCAGGCGACGUCGGAUACGCAAACAUCGAAGGAGGCGUAGGAGUAGUGGAGUACUCCAACGCGGACGACAUGGACUAUGCCUUGCGCAAGUUGCACGGAAGCCUCUUUAGAAACAUCUUCCACACUGCGAAGAUUCGCGUUGAACGCGAUGCUGGUGACGACUACGCCCCCGCUCGGCGUCGCCCGAGCCCUGGAAGAGAUCGCGACAGGCAAGUCGAUUUCUCGCGCGAUCAGGCCUCGAAGUUUUUAUCGCGUUACCGCGGUAGCCGGUCGCCGCGUCGUGCGCGCGGGUACUCGCCUGGCGAGUUCUCCUCUCCCGAGCGGCGCCGCGCAGAAGAAGACCGCGGGAGGAGAAGGAAUGAGGCGAGCAGCCUGGAGGCUGAGCGCCAGAGAAGAAGAAAAGCUGACGGCGGGGAGGAGGAGCUGAGACGGCGACGCCGAGACAGCGUAGAGGGCGACCGGCAGAAAGGGCGCGCAGACACCAGACGCAGAGACGCGAAGAGCUACGCCGCCGAGGAAGCAGAAGACAGACGGCGACGCGAGGCGAAGUCCUACUCUGAUGAAGAGGAUGAGCGGCGAGGGAAAAAUUCGAAAUCCUAUUCUGAUGAAGCGGACGAAGGUAGAGGAAAACGUGUGAAGUCGUACGCUAAUGAAGAGAAUGAGCGUCGAGGGAAAAGUGCGAAGUCCUACUCUGAUGAAGAGGAUGAGCGUCGAGGGAAAAGUGCGAAGUCCUACUCUGAUGAAGAGGAUGAGCGUCGAGGAAAAAGUGCGCAGACCUACUCUGAUGAAGAAGAUGAGUGUAGAGGGAAAGAGGCGAAGACGUACGUUGAAGAAGAUGAUGAACGACGCAGGGACGCAAAGGGCUACUCCGAUGAAGACGGUGAAAGCAGAGGUGACCGGCGCGGCGUAGGAGACGCUGAGGCGAGGCGGCGGCGAGCUCCUCGGAACGCGUCUGAUGAAGAGGACGGGAGCCGUCGCGUCGCCGGAGGCCCGUCGUCCGACGAAGGCGACCCCCGCAAGUGCUCAAGAGGUCUCCGUCCAGACGAGGAAGAAGACCGCCGAGGUGGCGAUUUGAAGGGCUGCUCCGAUGAAGAGGAAGAUCGCGAGAGACGAGGGUCGUGCCACAGCCCCAGUCGCAGCGGGAGCGCGGCCUUGCGGCGUUCGUCGGGCUCGUCGCCCCGCGACGCUAGAGACUGCACCGAGUCUGUUCAGAGGAGACAGGAACGCAGCAGAGAGGAGCUACGAGGAGAGGGACGCGGCCGCGAGAAGCUCUCGUCUUCGCGCUCGCCGUCGCGAGGCUACCGCGCACGCUACGGUUACAAACGCGCGCGAGAAGACGAAGAAGACGUGAUCCGGAGGCGCCCGCGGCAAGGGGACAUCGACGGCGAGAAUGCCCGCGAGAACGGGCGCAGGCGCGACGAGCCCAGAGACCUCGACGACGGCUGCCGCGAGGUACGCACGGACUGA